AAACGCCUUGCCUAUUCAUAGAUAACAAAUGAUUUUAAUGUGUAAACCCCCAAGGAGUGGCAUCAACAAUGCUGAGGAAACCUAGGUAGCCCUGAAACGGCCCGCCGGGUACUGGCUGCUUUCCCUGUGAUUCCAGCCUGGCUCCAAAUUUCUCUCCUGAGCCAUCUCAAAGGAUUCUCUGUCUAACGUGCAGGGAGGGCUCCACCAGUGACUUGGUGCCACCGGUUCCCUCGAGACCUAGCUCCUGGCUUCUGAUGGAUUAAUUCUUCACUUCUCGGGCCAUGGGAGAACCGGAGAGGAGAGCCUCAGAGCACUGGGUACCAGCUCCCGCCCCUGCGAAUGUUGGGCACUUUGUCUCCAGCGUUCAGCAGUCGGCGACAGCGGCAGCCCCGCGCAGCCCGGGACUUGGCAAGCCCGUGCCAGCGCGCGCUCCUCCUCCUGCCGCCUGGCCCAGCCCGGCGCAUCUCGGAGGACACUGAUGCUCCGCUUGCUCGGCAGAGUCAUGUCAUUCUCGCCUAUGCCGCCUCCGCCGCCGCCACCACCACCGCCCGCCCGAACCCUGGGGGGGCCCGCCGCACGCCAGCUAUCCCGGAGACCCUGCGCGCCGCCCGCACCCUCGCCGCCCGCCCCUGCGGCCGCCGCCGCCGGCGAGAAGAAGAGGAGGCCGCCCGAGAUGCUACUCUCCAGCUCCUGGCCCUCCGCCACCCUGAAGAGGCCCCCAGCACGGCGCGGCCCGGGCUUGGGUCCCGGCACCCCGCAGCCCCCUACCUCCGCACGCGUCCCGCCCCAGCCCUCUCCAGGCCGUGGGGGGACCUCGGCCACGUGCUCCGCGCCCCGGCGGGUCGCCUGCAGCCACAUCCCAGCGGGAUCCACCGCCUCGGGGACCUCGGCGGGGGCGGGGGCUGGGCCCGACGACGCCACGCGCUUCUCCUUGAGCCUCACCCCAGAAGCCAUCCUGGUCAUCCAGAGGCGCCACCUGGAGAAGCAGUUGCUGGCGCGACCCCGAAGGCCCUUCCCCGCGCCCUCGGCUGACCCGCGGCGCCCACUGGUCCCCUGUCCCCGGACCAGGUCUUCGACCCUGCGGAGGGGCGGUCCCACCAGUGUCCCCGACGCGCCUCUAGCUGUGGCUGUCAGCAGCCGCCCACCCCGUGCCUCGCUGCUGCCAGGAGGUCUGCAGGCCACUAUGCCCAACCCGCGCCCCUCCAGCCUGCGCCCAGUGCUCAAGGUGUCGCUGCUCAAUGAGAAGCACAAGUAUGAUGAUGAGGAGUACGAGGAGGAGGUGGAGGUGGUGGACGAGGGCCUCGUGCGCAAGUGCACAGAGUGGCUGCGUGGGGUGGAGUCGGCGGCAGCUGCGAGGGGCCGCACUGGGCAUCUGGACUCGCUGCCACACCUGAGCACGCUGUGAGCUAGGCGAGCCUGUGGGACCCAGCCUUGCUCGAGGCCCACCGCCGCCUCCUGCGCUCUUUGCACACCUGGGCUCGUGUGAACCAGGUAGGCCAGCAAGGGACAGGACUAUUGCCUGGAACCUCACCCAGGUGUGCUUACUCAUGAGUGACCCACAGCCUUUUCUAACGCCCACCACCCACCUCCUGUGCAAUUAGGUCAGUGUGGGACACAGCAGACUCACCUGACUCCAGCAACUGUCCCGUGCUCCUCCUGCCCCCCUGUGGGGAGGAAGGACCUGUGAAAUGCCUUCUAACCUCCCACCCUAACUAAGGAUUGGACCCAGAGGUCCUCUGCCCCAGGUGGCGUCCCACUUCCUGGGGACUCUGCAAGCCUGUGACCACUGAGGGUGGAGUGGUCUUCUGUUGCAGAGCUAGGACAUGGUGCUAUGUAUAUGAUCUGUUUCCUUACAAAUCAGCAAGUCGGGUACUGGAAACUCUGGUUAACUAAAACUUGUAAUCCAGCAGCCUUGCAGCAGUGUUCUAUUGCCACUGGGU
Rattus rattus (black rat) is the source of this 1940-nucleotide messenger RNA. RefSeq names its product proline rich 18 (gene Prr18). Bases 479 to 1405 code for a protein of 308 amino acids. The record is from RefSeq and is a predicted model, not a curated record. Lineage: Eukaryota; Metazoa; Chordata; Mammalia; Rodentia; Muridae. The transcript has 2 exons.